Messenger RNA from Octopus sinensis (East Asian common octopus), 1774 nucleotides. RefSeq names its product F-box/WD repeat-containing protein 9. The transcript has 11 exons. Lineage: Eukaryota; Metazoa; Mollusca; Cephalopoda; Octopoda; Octopodidae. The coding region runs from base 377 to 1693 and encodes 438 amino acids. Gene Ontology annotation, cellular component: preribosome, large subunit precursor. The record is from RefSeq and is a predicted model, not a curated record. Gene Ontology annotation, molecular function: protein binding.
UCACCACAGUAACUGUCCCCCCCACCCCACGCCGCUUAUGAAGCUUGGGUUUCUGUUACGAAUUCUUCUCUCUCAUUCCUGAAACCCCUACUGCUUUCCCUUAAAAGACGAAAUUCUGUUGAUGCGGUGAUACACAUUUAAACUCUGACGCUUCUUUCCGUCCCAGAUUUUGGUAACUUUGAGAGUUAGAACUGAACAAUAGAGAAGUGUAUGUAUACUCAAGUAUUGUAUAUUCCUGUACAGCAUCCUUAGAAGGCUAAUUCUGUGGUAUAUCGGUGAUGUAUAGGCAAUUUAUCUCAUGACUGACCAGUGGAAUGUGCCAUCGAGAGAGCCUGUUACCAAGUGUUCUAUACAUUUAUAAUAAGGCUACACCAUAAUGUCUGCAGCUGUUGCUGAAGAACAGUCCACAGACUCCAAUGUGGAGCUUCCUGCAGUGGAAUCAAUCAAGCUGGAAGGUGCUGUCCUCGAUCCUGUGAACCUCACCAAUGAACAGGAAUUUAAUGGACACUGUGGAAUCACACUUGAAACCUUACCUUAUGAAUUACUGUUGUUAGUUUUUAACUAUGUGGAUGCUGGUCAUCUCAUUAGAUCUGUGUCCAAAGUGUGUCAAAAGUUCCAUGUCUUGUUGUCAUCAGAAACUUACUGGAAGACCCGAUUGACUGCCUGGUACAGCCCAGAUAGGUACCCACCUGUUUCAGACCUGAGUGAAGACUUUGACUGGCAAGAAGCCUGUUUAGCGACAGAAGAAUCUUAUGGUUUUUGGCGGAACAACUCGCAAAAGACAGAAUGCAUCAGAAUCAGCAACAUGUCGUCCGGCUUCAGCGAUUCCGUACAUUUUCUAAAGGGCAGCCAAUUGUUGCUGGUUGGUUCCAGGGACCAUUCUUUGACUGUGAUGGACGUGGAUAAAUUGGUGAAAGACCAACCCAAUUCCUACAGGGAAGCAAUUUUGUACUCAGACCAUAAAUGUCACAAGGGCUGGGUAUGGUGUUUGAAUUCUUACGGUAAUCAGUUCUGCUCUGGAUGCUGGGAUUCAAAUAUCCGGCUGUGGGAUUCAAACCCUAACAUUGCUCUCAUUUCUACAUUCAGGUGUAACUCAGCAGUCUUGGAUAUCUAUAUGGAACCAAACUUAAUCGUUGCUGGCACCCACUUCAGAACUAUGUGCACCAUUGACACAAGGGAAGGGGUCAUUCAUGAGGAGAAGCUGCAUCGGAUGCCCGUCUUGUGCCUGGCAGUCACACAAAAAUACAUCAUUACUGGCAGUGAAGACAGCCAGAUCUGUGUCUUUGACCGGAAGGCUGGUUCUGUCUUCAAAAAGAUUGCUCUAGACGAGUACCCAAUGUGCCUGACAUUCAACAAUAACCAUUUAUGGGUUGGUGACCAUGUGGGAAAAAUACAUCUAUUUGAUGCUACGGACGACCAAUUUAACCUUGUGAUGUCACAUGAUUUACGUUCAAGUUCAAACCGGUGCAAGUUGACCACAAUAAGGCAUAGCAUGGGAGCUUUGUUCACAUCAUCCAAUGAGAGAAACGAAGGAAAAAUUACAAUCAUGGAACCAACAGCAAAUCUACAACGGAUCUCUUGUAUUUCACCCAAUUUUGGAGAAAUAGCUGGGUUGGAUCAUAGCAAAAACACCCUUGCUUAUGCUGGAAGUAAUUGUUGCGUUGAGAUUUGGAAACCAAAACCACAACUGUAGCUUUUUUUUUUAUUAUUAUCAUUAUUAUUAUUAUUUUUGUCUAUUUAUGUAAAUAAAUUUAAACAUGUUUGUUUUGUUUUC